AUGCGUAGUAGACUUUACGUUCCUCUAAGCGUGCAACUUAAAUCGCGCAUGCGCGAUAGGAAGGUGAAACCGAGAGAUGUUUCUCCCAGUAUGGGCAGCCAGUCCUCCACCCACAAACACAUGAAGAUAUUCAAAAUAAGAACAAUUCAUGGAGGAGGAAGGUAUGGGGUGGGCGUCAGGACCCUGAGGGAACUGCUGGAGAAGGGCUGCAAGAAGUUCCAGCUGCCCGUCACAGGCUCCCGGGUUUGUCUGUAUGAAGAUGGGACAGAGGUCAGUGAGGAAUAUCUGCGGAAUCUUCCGGAUAACACAGAGCUGGUCCUGCUCGUGGCUGAUCAGAGCUGGGAGGGAGUUGUCACGGACAUUGACCGGCUGCUAAAUGCAUUUUACACGAGACAAACAAACGUUACUGAAGCAGCGAUGAAGCUUCUGAGCGAUGAGGGGGCCCCGCACCGGAGGAAGAUCCUCGUGGAUUUUAUUCAGAACCUGAAUGAAAACAUCUCGGCAGAGGAUCGGGAGGAUGACAAGCCCUGGUUUGAGGGGAUAGAGCCGCGAUACAAGACCAAGUCCGGUUACAUGAGGAACAGCUGUGAGAGCAGAAUCCGCAGUUACAUGAAGGAGGUUCAGGGCUCGGCUGCAGCCGCGGAUCCGGCGGUGAGAGACGACUACAAGCAGUUAAUAGAGUCCAUGUGCGCCGAGCUCCGAGCGGUGAAGUACAAUGGAUGUUACUUUGAUAGAACAGAAGAGAAGAUGGUCCGCCUAUGUACUCCGGAGGGAUGGUUCUCAUGCCAGGGCCCUUAUGAUGAGGAUGAGUGCAGCUCCAGACACUCCAUUAAUCCGUACAGUAACCGUGAGAGCAGAAUUCUCUUCAGUACAUGGAACCUGGACCACAGGAUCGAGAAGAAGCGAAGCGUCCUCCCCCGUCUCACCACGGCGCUGAUGGAGAGAGACAGGAGACAAAUCAACUGGAAAUAUUUCUUCAACCUCCUGUUUACUCUGGACAACCUGAAGCUUGUUCACAUCGCCUGCCACAAGAAGACGUGCCAUAACCUGACGUGUGACGACUCCAUGAUCUACGUCAAGAGGAAACCGGCCAAGAAGAUCAGGAACUGAGCCGAAUCCUCAGGACACAUUGUAUCUUAUUUAUUAUGUAUCAUGUGACUUUAAUUAAGGGGUUAUCUAGAUUAUGGUUAUAAUGGAAGGCCUUCUAGAUCAUGGGGGUCAUGAGCAGCUAUCUACUACUAGUUUUUAACUUAAAGGGGUACUCCGCUGCUCAGCGUUUGGAACAAACUGCUCCAAACGCUGGAGUCGGGAGCUCAUGACGUCAUGGCCCUGCCCCUUCAUGACAUCACACCCCACCCCCUCAAUGCAGCCGUCACGCCCCCUCCCAUCGACUUGCAUUGAGGGGGUGGGCUGUGACAUCAUGAGGGGACGGGGCUAUGACCUCAUGAGCUCCCGAUGCCGGCUCCAGCGUUUGGAACAGUUUGUUCCAAAUGUGGAGCAGUGGAGUACCCCUUUAAGGGGUACUCUGCACUUAGAAUCCAAAGGAUAGGGGAUAAUACAUCUGAUCGUGGGGGUCCCGCCGCUGGGGACCCCUGCAAUCUCCCUACUGCACCCAGUGUUCUUUUAGAGCGUCGGGUGCAGUGCCAGAGACUCGUGGCAUCAUGGCCGCACCCCCCAAUGAAAGUCUAUGGGAGGGAGCAUGAUGUUCGGCAGGCCCCUCCCAUAGACUUGCAUUGAGGGGGCGUGGCUGUGACUUCACGAGCCUGCGCCCCACAUCACCAGUCAUCCAGCAGGGAACAAAGUUUGCUUUGUGCAGCGGAUGUCUGGGGUGCCGCUGUGGACCCCCACGAUCAGACAUCUUAUCCCCUAUACUUUGGAUAGGGUAUAAGAUGUCUAGGAGUGGAGUACCCCUUUAAAGAAUACCUCCAAUGAAAAAUAAAAACCUAACGGGCUCUUGAUAUACUUGGCCUUAUACGCGGGAGCUGCAGCCCGGUCAGUGUCUACGAGCUCACAUUACCUCCCGCUCCUUUCAGUGCCUGGGCUGCUGUAAUCACAGGACUUUACUAAAGGGAAUCUGUCGGCUGCAAUUCACAUUCCUAUCUGCUGACCCUGUUAGAUGCUGUUAGGGCAAGGAGAGACAUGGCGCCUUUCAUGUAUCUGUCUGUGUUUUAUAAUGAAUUUAUAAUGUAGCUUUUAUUCUCUGGUUCCCUGCUUGACUGGAAGCCGAGCCCUGUUUCCAAAUAUCACACCUGCAAACCAUGAAGACGUUCCAGUCCUCAGCACUAUAGGGGAUUGGAAACACCUCUAUAUACCACAGACAGAUAUAUGACAAAAAUAUUGGCUUGUACUUCCUAGUUUGGGUAAAAUAUUCCACUUUUUCUAUGGCGGACGCCAGCAGGGAGGAAGUAAAGGGCCUCAGUAAUUCAUUCUCCCUCUUCUCCGGGUUUUAUUGAGAUAAAUUAAUUUAUUACGACGCUCAAAGAGCGGCUCAGCGUUGGAUUUUAUAUCAGGAACUUAUUUUAUAUUUUACGUUUUUUUUAAAGUGAAUCGCUGGAUGCAGCGUCCAUAAUACCUCAUUUUAUAUUCACUCGUACAGAAUAAUGUCACAUGCACUGAUGAUUUUAUACAGUAUAUAUUUUUUAUUCCGAUUAAAAUACUUUUAUUAAGUACAGAGGAGUGUGGAUCUUGUUAUACCGAAUGUUACACAUAGGGAGGGGUUAUGGCUGAUGCCCCUUGUAUCUACCACAUUGAGGGGGUAAAUCCUUCUGUACCGUGUCUUGUGUCAGUCUGUGGGUUUAAAGGAACAGGAUCCGCUCCGUUUCACGCUGUCCUUAUGUGACGGACGUGUUACUAAUAUCAACAAAUUGGGGGGACAGCCCCCAAGGGGUACCCUAAACUAGAACCCCCCCCAAAAAAUAUAUGAAAUAUAACCUUUAUUUCGCACUUUAAGAUAAUGGUGAAAGACAAAUGUGGUAAUUCACCUAAACACCACUAGGUGUCAGUAUUAGAGAUGAGCGAACUUACAGUAAAUUCGAUUCGUCACACACUUC
Hyla sarda is the source of this 3050-nucleotide messenger RNA. It is a transcript of the gene DFFB, whose product is annotated as DNA fragmentation factor subunit beta. The coding region runs from base 1 to 1110 and encodes 369 amino acids. Lineage: Eukaryota; Metazoa; Chordata; Amphibia; Anura; Hylidae. The transcript is spliced from 7 exons. Gene Ontology annotation, cellular component: nucleus; cytoplasm. Gene Ontology annotation, molecular function: DNA endonuclease activity. The record is from RefSeq and is a predicted model, not a curated record. Gene Ontology annotation, biological process: apoptotic DNA fragmentation; apoptotic process.